AUGCUGUGCUUCCCCCAAGACAGAGAGGCCAACUUUGAGGGGACUUUGUCUGGGCUGGGAGGGCCGCUGACGCUGCGCUCCUGGCAGGAAUGUGCGGUGGCUGCCUCCAGACCUGUCUUCGGGCCCCCGCCUGUGAUUUUCCAGGGAGAACCUGCUGCCCCCUGGUCACAUGACACCUACGGUCACAGCUCGGAUGGGCCCUUGGCCCCAGGUCUCCAGUGGCAAGUCCCGGCGGGCUCCUGGGCUGACUCGUGCCCGCUCCGGCCAUCCGUAAACACAGUCCGGCCUCCCAGAUCCUGGCGAGCCUGGGCUGCACAGAGAACCCAAAAGGCUUGCAAGGAGCCCCAGCCGGGUUGCUAUGGGGCAUGGAGGAGGAUCGGGCUCCCGACCCUGGGGAGCAGCGUCGGGGUCGGGGGCGGCGGGGAGGUCUGGCCCUGCGGCUCGGCCUCGCCGGGGCUCCUGCAGCGCUCUCCCGCCAGGGGGCAGCGUCGGGCCGGCGGCGCGGGCGGGAAGCUCACGCUGAGGGGCCGCGGGGUGCGGUCUUCCCCCUGCGUGGUGAGGGGCCGCGGGGCGCCGUCUUCCCCCCGCGCAGCCCGCAGCGCGAGGCCACCGGGUAGGACAUGGGUGCCCGCGCGUCGUGGCGCCCCGUCCCGGGAGGGAGUCUGGCUCCCGGGCCGUGGCUCUCAGUCCACGCGGCGGCCUCCCUGCAGCCCCCUAGGGCCCGUCGCCCGUCCCCGCCUGCGGAACGCGGGGGGCAGCACGGCCCGCGCCCGGUCACCCGAGCCUGCUCCCCGGCGCCGCGUGGCCUGUCAGUCCCGUCAGCCUCGCUGUGCCGACCCCGGGCGCCUCCACGAUGGCUCGGGGCCCACCGAGUGCCUGGAUGCACGAGGCGCCCCCUGGCGACCGGCCCGCCGACCCCACAGGCACAGGCUGAGGAGAGCGAACCGCCGCGCCUGCCCCGCGCGCCGACGCCGACCCCUCCCGGGCGCGCCUCCCCGCGGACGCCGCUCGCGCGCAGGGAGAGGCCCUGGGGUCCGCUCGGAGCGGCGCCUGCGGGCGUGGGCCCCGGUCGGCGUCCUGCGGGGGUCGCGGCUGUUCUCUCAGCCUCCUCGCGACUUCACUCUCCUGUCAGGCCUGGGGACACCCCACACCCGCCGACCACUGCGGGGCUCGGCAGCCUCCCUGUGCGCCCAGUCACUUGUCAUGAGUGACUCCAUUUUGAGGCGUUUCGGGCCACGAAGCAGGGCCGUGGGCCGCACUCCUGGUCCGCGCGUGGAAGCGGGGCGGCGGCGGCGGAGCUCCCCGCCACGGAGAACCCCGAACCAGAGAAGUGUGGCCUGGGUUUUGGUGUAGGAGCCCCUGGCGCUGAAAGGCUGUUCCCAGGCGCGGCUCGCCGAGGAGCGGAAGCCGGGGAGGGAGCCGUCCCCCCCUGGCGUUGCCCGGCCCGAGGGACAGCGGCGCCCCCGGGACCCUCCCCAGCGUGGCCCCAGCUCGCCCCGGGACCGCGGGGCCAGGCCGGGCGGGAGCGCGGGGACGUACACGGGGCCCCGCCCGCGCUGCUCCUCCCUCCCGGCCGGCCGGGUGCGGGCGACGGUGGCCCCAGUCUCCGCGCGGCUGAGGCGCCCCCGGCCGCUCCCACGGCCUCGCCUCCGCCCUUCGGUCCCGCCGCCUCCGGGGCCGCCUGGGACCCUGGCCCCCGCCGGGCAGGACGCCGCCAGCGCUGCAGGCGCAGCCCGGAGGCCGCGCGGGUGAGUCGGUGCGCAGCCCCAGCGGCCCCAGAGCAGCGGGUGUGGGGAGGGCGCGCGGACCGCAGUCGGCUCCGUUCCCACCUUGCGCGCAGCCGGGAAACCAGCAGGCCCAGCCUCUAGGGAGGCGGGCAGGGGAGCUGGGGGCCGCCCCCACGUUCUCGCGGGCACCUGUCCCUAGGCCGGGAUCCGCUGGCUCGGAGCCCUGACCCUCCCCGGACCUAGGGGGACGGGGGCAGCGGUGACAUUUGCCCAGGAAGGGCAGCCGUGGGUAAACUCCAGUCCAGAGCAGGGUCUGGGCCCAGGUUGAGGCCUGGGGUUGAAUCCGCUUCUGCUAGCGGCGGGUGUUCUCAGGGAGGCCCAUAACCGCACUGGGUCUUAGUCCCCCCAGGCAUGAAACAGGAACAGGGCGAGCAGCAGAAACCGCGCGACGCUGCAAAGCGCUGAGCCCGAAGCCGAGAAGAAUCUCGGCUCCUGGCCUUGGAGGUUGCACUUCGGGCCAGGCCAGCACUCCCAGGAUGAGAGGAUGGCCUCCUGGCCCAGGGCUGGCGUGGGGGCGCGGACAAGGCAACGCGACUCUGCCAGGGAGCACCCAGCGCUCUGGUUGGUGGUCAGGGGGCCUUUGCCUGGGACUCACAGUGUGACGAGGAAAAUUCUGUAAUGAGGACAUUUCUCAUCAUUCCUUCUCAAAAGUCAUUCGUCAGCCCCAGACAUCUUUGCCUCGGAAAACUGGGAACCACUUUCAAAAUCCUUAACACCCCCAUCUCCUGCUACAGAGCGGAGUCCCCACUUUGCAGAGGCGCACUGCAAGGUCGCAGAUUGUUAAAUGGUGCGCCCUCCUUCAUGAAGAUGCCUUGCUCUCUUUCACUCUCUUUAUGUGUGUUUAAUGUUGUGUCUUGCGUUCUCUGUGAAGCAAAGGAGAAACAUGGGCCCUUUCAGGCAACCGGAGGAAGAAGGCGGCCAGCAUCAGAUCUUCCCAUGCUUGAAGGUGGAGCACCCUGCAGGGCUUACCGCAGCCCUCAGGGUCAAAGUGAGGAUGCAAUGCAGCACCAAAAGGCAAAUGUACUCUGGAGAGCCACUCUCACCUUGUACCCCUGGAGUAGACCCCGAGGACUGGAGGACUGGAACAAGAUCUUAGCCCUGAGGGCGGGAGAAGCAGCCUUUGAUGGUUGCACAGGGGCCCGGCUUUUCCCGAAGUCUUAAAGCCUGCUCCAAAUGCCAGAUUCAGAGAAAGGGGCCGAACCUUGGGCCCGCCGCCCUCUCCCGUAAGCCGUGACCCAGCAGCUUUGUUAGGAAGUUUCUAUAUGAAGGUAGGCACCUUUCUUGGAAUGAGCCACACGCGAUGGCUCUGCCAUUCCGGACGGUGCUCGUUCACCGCUGUGCCUGGAGCAGACACGGUUCUGCGCACACAGCUGGGCGCCGGAGAAACUUGAGGUACCAAAAGCGGGCCCAGGCCCUCGGACUCAGCGAGCUGGACACGUGUCCCCAUCACCCGCGGCUGGCAGGAGCAGCGUUUCUACUCCCUUCCCUCCCCUCCUCUCCUCCCGCCCCACAGAUGUGCUGUCUUUCCCGGCCUCCCCCCCGCGCCCAGCACAGUGGUUUCUGCUUGGCUGUUCCCCUGUCUCCGAGAUGGUCUCUCCUUGUGCUUGCCCUACACAUUCUCUCACGCGCGCGGAAUGCCCCUGUCCGCGUGGUUGUCAACCUUCUCUCCUCUUUCCCCACAGUCCAAGACUCGGCCCUGUCCCUUCAUUCUAAAGCCUUCCACUUACGAGCCCUCCCGAGGACCGACCCCCAGGAGGCCGCUGGAGAUGCAGGAUUUGGACCCGCGCCUGACCUGCACCCUGAUAGAUCCCUCUGAAUGAAUGAAUGGAUGAAUGAAUGAAUGAAUCAGCAGGCUGCAUCCUGAUUAGGUUAAGGUGAGUCAUUGCCACGCUUGGCGUUGGCUCCGCCCCCUGAGAUAAAAGGCGAGAGGUAGCCACAUGGAAAGCUCCUCCAGUGGGGUCUCAGACUGGAGAGCCUCCAGCGGGCGGGUAUUCCCUAGAGCUUCCGUGUUUGUUAUUGUUAUGGUGGAUGGCCCAGUAUGUUGCCACCACCUCCGGAAGACCUCCUGCUCUGACCUUGACAGAUAGACCGUAGUGGGCCCGCCCAGGCUGGACUCGAGGGCCUGAGAUGAAUCUCAAAGGGAUUCCAUGCCUGGGAGACCUCAGCCAAGCAGGGCAGGGAAAUAAUCAGACAACUGUCAGUGCUGGCGCCUGCAGAGUUUUGCAUAGGGUCCUUCAGAGGGAGGGUUAGGGAAGGCUUCUUGGGGGUUAGGGCAGUUAAGCAAAAUGGAUAAAGAAAGCAACCACUUACAUCUGCGUAUUUUCUUCAUUUCAUCUUCACAGCAGCCCUGAGAUAGGCACUGGUUUACAGCUGAGGUAUAAACUGGGGUUCAGAGAGAUUGAGUGCUUUCACCAUGAACAAGUGACAGAGCAAGGACUUGAACCAGGUUACUUGAUGCCACCGCCAGUCUUAACCUCCAUGUUGUUAGCAUAUUAAGCAAGUGAAACCAUGUGAGCCAAGAAAUUGGGGUGAGAAACAGCACAGAAUAGAGAAGGCUGCAAAAAGGUGUGAUGUUUCUGGAGCACCGAAUGCUACUCACAGACACAUGAGUGGAGAUGGGAAGGGAACACUGGAUGCCGUGGGGGGCCUUGUCAGCCACAGUAAGGAAUGUGGACCUGGUCCUGAGGGUGGUGAGGGGAUGGCCCCCCACCCAGUAGUUUCUCACAGGGGAGCGAUUCAGCCUCUCUGCCGCAGUCAGGAGGAAGGAUGCAGUGAGAGGGAAAGUGGAGAGGCGGGUGGCGGUGCAGUCUACUCCAGGUCAUGCUUCUUAACAUCUCCCUCAUUAUUCAUACACGAAAAUGACUGCUAUUGUAUGACACACUGGUUAACAAAGGAGGGGGCUGCUUGCAGAUGGAAACAACAAACCCAGGGGCUCCAGCCAUCUGAAGAUUCUGCACAGCCAGCCACCCCUAAGGCUGAGAAAUCCCAGGCACAUAUACACCAGUCACAGCAUACCUGGACUCAGAUAAUGACAGUGGAGAAUGAGGAACAAGAACUGGGUUCAAGGGAUAAUUAGCAAGCAGCGUUUGCAUUACAUAGCGAAGGGACAACGGAGGAGGGAGAUAGUCCAUGGGAUUCUGGACUAAAUUGGGCAAAUGGUAUGACUGGUUAGGCUUUGUGUCCCCGCCCCAAUCUCAUCUUGAAUUGUAAUCCCCAAGUGUUGUAGGAGAGACCUGGUGGGAAGGGAUCAGAUCACGGGGCAGUUUCUCCCAUGCUGUUCUCAUGAUAAUGAGGGAGUUCUCCUGAGAUCUGAUGGUUACAUAAGCAUCCGCCGUUUCCUCCACUCACACUCUCUCCUGCCACCUUGUGAAGAAGGUGCCUGCUUCCCCUCCACUAUGACUGUCAGUUUCCUGAAACCUCCCCAGCAAUGUAGAAUGGGAGUCAAUUAAACCUCUUUAUUUAGAAAUCACCCAGUCUUGGGCGGAUCUUUAGAGCAGUGUGAGAAGGGAUUAAUGCAGUAAAUUGGUACCAGGAGUUUGGGACACUAAUACAUGGUAGUUCCCUCAUUGCUGCAGGGAGCAUGGGGGCAGGGCUUGUUCCAGGGAAGGUGAUGAGUUCUGUUGGGCUGCCCUGUGUUUGAAGUAGGUACAGAAGCCUAACAGGCAGUGGAGCAGGGCACUGGAGUCAAGCAGACUGGGUCCAACUUCCAGCUUCACCAACUUACUAGUUC
Chlorocebus sabaeus (green monkey) is the source of this 5517-nucleotide messenger RNA. The record is from RefSeq and is a predicted model, not a curated record. NCBI's taxonomy places the organism in Eukaryota, Metazoa, Chordata, Mammalia, Primates, Cercopithecidae.